AGUGCCACAUGGUCAAUCCUAUUACCUCCUCGAAUGAACCAGCCAGUGUUCUUUCCAACCUCCCAACCUGAACACAAAACAGACGAUGCAGACCGACGCCGAACUCGGUAUCCCCAGCCCUAACGAUCGAGUAGACAAUUCAAAAGAGGAGCCAGAUGAAUCGUCUGCUUGGUACAAACUCGAUAAACUCGUCCGCCAACACGACGAACGAAUGGUGAAAGACUUCAAGGAGGAAAUGGAUUCGAUUUUGGUUUUCGCCGGGUUGUUUUCGGCUGUAGUUGCCACGUUCUUCGUCGACUCUUAUAAACGGUUACAACCCGAUCCACAAGGCGCUUCAAAUUAUCUUCUGAUGCAGAUUGUCCUGCAACUGAACAAGUCGGCACUCAACGAAUCGAUGAUAUCUCAAUUCCAACUUCCAGAACAUGAUUCCAGCGCGUGGUUCCUCAAUACAUGUUGGUCUCUCAGUCUCGUGCUCAGCUUGAGUAUUGCAGCCCUAGGAAUGUGUAUCAAGCAAUGGCUCCGAGUAUACAUGGUGUUCCCCUCUGUCCCGCCACGCGAACGUUUGCGCAUACGGCAUUAUCGCUAUCGAGGUCUUCAAAUGUACGGUGUAACAUUCCUUGCCGACAGGCUUUCCUCGGUGUUAGUCAUAGCUUUGAUGCUGUUUCUAAGCGGCUUCACUACUUUCCUUUCCUCUAUAGAUUCGUCUUUCGCUGGGGGCACCCAAGCUGUAAUCCUGGUGAUAGUGGCCAUAUUCCAGGUAAUCACGAUUGCCCCCGUGCUCCAUGCUCAGUGUCCAUACAAGUCUCCAAUACUCAGCCGUAUGACACAAUCAAUUUGGGAUGUUAUCCUCAAGCGUCAGGCGCCCGAGGACAGUGCUCAAAAGGACGAUGGCCAGGAUGUAUUAAUCCUACAAUUUCUGAGGAGGGAACUGCGGCAUGAUGUUCAAGACAUCUUGAGAGACUGCUAUCAGGACGUCUCCUGCCUAUCGCUCCACCACUGGACGUUAUACAACUAUAAAGCUCGAGAGCCUAGGGUGGUUGGUCACUCGAUCGCAUCGUGCAUUGCAGCCCUCCACGCUGAUUUGAAAAGCAUUGGACGUCUAGUUGUAUCGAAGGACUUCACUUGUGCAUUCGACUUCUUGACGCGGCAUAUACGAGAGGCUCCAGAUGCACAAUUGGGCGAUUUAUUGCAAUCGCUACUCAUCCAAGAAGACAGCGAUAUUAUAAACCACGUCGCAUGGUUCUUCUACUUCCCAUACUCACUACACGAACACCCUUCGAGCAAUAUGUCGUUCUUGCUACAAUUACGAGGACAGGUCAACAUGCUGACAGACGAGACUGCCUUUUCAUCCCUUAUAUCUCAUUGUGAUCGCGCUACGGGAAGCGGAGACCCAGAAUCCAUAGCCGGAUAUUUACUGAUGCUUCUGUUCUUCCUCGCGCACUCUCAGAAAGACAUCAGGACUUCAAUGAUGCCAGCAGUCAAUCGUUUACUGCCCGAGUUUGCUGAACACUUUCCGACAACCAGUGCGGUUCCGUCGCUUGCCGAAUUUGCCAGCCAGUGCUUGAUGCUCAUUCGCGAACUUCAUGACGAUCAUCUGGACCUGAACUCCGUCAAACUAAUCGCACAGCUUCAGAAGAGCCAAUGUUCAAUUACAGGACAAACAUUGCCUCCGGGCCAUAUCACUGGUCAUCGACGCAGGGCUAGGUCGCUGUAACGCUGCGGAAAGAAAGUAGAGGCGUAACGACAAGGGAAGGCUCUGAGAAGGGGUUUAUAGGAAGCACACCGGCUACAUAGGAAAUGUCAUUAAUUCGAGUCUUUGAGAGCUUCAAACGACCUAGACAUGAAUGGUUAUUAAUCUGAACUGGCC
This is a messenger RNA of Somion occarium, 1867 nucleotides long. The record is from the annotation of a GenBank genome assembly. Lineage: Eukaryota; Fungi; Basidiomycota; Agaricomycetes; Polyporales; Cerrenaceae.